AUGGAUCCUCCGGGGCAGCCUGACAACAAACGCCCCCGUUACUCGAGCACCAACUCGUGGUCACCAACCGGCGGACAGCAACAACACCACUUACCACCACUCCACCCGCCGCCCUCGCACCCGUCGACGCCGCACCAGGCCCAUCCUCCUCCGCCUCAUCAACACGCGCCGCCUGCGCCAUAUAACCACCAGCAGCCCCCGCCACCGUACCCUCCUCGCUCCGUCGAGCCUCACCACCCUCCUCAGCCGGCGCCGCAACAUCAUCCCGACGACCGACGACACCAUGAGCAAGAGCCCCCUUACACGCCGAUGCAGGACCACUAUCGACACCCGCCCUCACCUGCGCACCCGACUUACCCACCGUUCCCAAACCGAGACCCUGGCGGCGUGAAGAGGGAGCCGCACGACGAGAACCUAUCCCAUCCACGACGGCCUCACUCGACAGGAGGCGGGCCACAGGAAGGCCUCCCUCCUCCGCCGCACUCGGCGCCGCCGCACUCUGCGCCGCUGCACCCUUCCCACCAACCGUACCCCGACGACUCCCGACGACACAUGAGCUACGACAACGGGCCACAGCAGAUGCCCCCCACGCCGGGGGGCUACCGAAGCAGUUUUCCUCCUCCCCCUCCCAUGGCCCAACCCCCGCCACCUCAGCAUUACGAGCAGCAACCCCAAUACCAACCGCAACCCCCUCCAGAUGCGAUCUAUAGUGGUAUUCAGUACUCUUCCACCGCCAAGCGCAAGGCAACGAGAGCUUCUCAGGCUUGUGACAGUUGCCGGCAGCUAAAGGCAAAAUGCGACGAAACCAAGCCUUGCAAAAGUUGCAGAGAAAAGGGUGUCGAGUGCAAAUAUCGUGAUCCUAUUCCAAAGGCGAUUGACAAGGGACAAACCGACAUUCUGGAAGCAAUUUCUGAGAUGAAGAGCGCAAUAGAGGCCAAAUUUGAGGCGCAAAUUGCGGCCCAGACAAGGUGGAUGCACAGCAUGGAACACACCUUAAAAGUGCAUAAUAUCAAGAUGGAAGCCGAGGGGCCGCUUUCCGACCAUUCCCCAGCCGACAAGUCGCUCGUCAAGUCGCCAUCGCCAGUUGCCGCACCGCCUGUGGAAGAUUACCCCCCACCCGACGAAGAGAUGGACGAGCCGCAGCCAAUGGCUGUCGGCGAGACGGACUUGGCCCAUCAGAUGCACGACACGGAUAUGGACAACGACGAUGUGCCAGACGACCCGCCCGGGCCACCUGUGGCGCCGGGAGCACCUUCGAUCCCCGCCAACCAUACCACUAGAGCCGACACCAUAUUGUUCUGGCCGGGCGUCAAAGAGAUCACUCAAGGAAUUCUGGAGAAGGAGAAUGUCAAGUACCCUCAAGAGUACCCCAUCGCCCAGGAAGAGAAGCGCGGUGUUCUCCGACUCUACGGCCGUGGUGAAGGAAGUGGGCAAGACCCCAGCCGCGGCGUUCAAAACAUUCCGGCUUCAGAGGCCUUCGGAACCAUGGACACUCUGGAUGACAAUUUCUCCGAGACUGGAAACUCGCCCUCUCCUGGCGAGGCUUGGGGCCAGGUCGGAGUACCGAGCCCGUCAAGCGUGGGAUAUUCCAGUACCACACUCGUAGACGGCGCUCCGGAUUUCUCGGAAGAAAAGGUCAAGUCAUAUAUCAAUAGCUUCGAGAACCACAUUCUCAGCCUGCACCCGAUCAUUCUGCCGGGUGACCUCAGAAAUCUGGUCAGGCGCUUCCUGGACAACAUUGCACAAAACGAGAAGAAGGCGAAGCCGACAGCUCCCGGCGUCGCCAAGUUUGUUGCGCCGACGAGCAGCUACCCGGAAAUGUCAAACAAGCGGAAGCGAUCGUCGCCAGCACUAGAUCAGCCGGAAGAAACUAUCCAGGUCUCCAAGAAGCCAGGUAGGCCGCAUAGGACGAUCGAAAACGCCCUCGUAUUGGUCAUCCUCGCGCUGGGCAAGAUCUGCCAGCACCAGUCCAAGAUUCCGGACCUGCCUCGGGAUAUGGUGGAGCAUAGCCAAAACUCCCCCAUGAACAGGAACGGAUAUCCGUCUUCCCCCGGUGCCCAGGCAUCCCCUCCGUCAUAUUCUGCGCACUCUCAAUCGCCCAAAGAGCAGGCCAACAGCCAUUCCAGCAGACGGCCUUCGUUGCAGGGCAGCGGCAGCAGCGUGAAGCCCGGUUCACUCAAGCGCAAUUACGACAUAAUACCUGGUCUGGAGUACUUUGCCUUCGCCUCUGAUAUCAUGGGCAACCACAUGGCUGGCUGGACGAUGAAGCAUGCCCAGACGUUCAUCUUUGCUGGUCUGUAUCAUGGUCAGCUAGGCAGAGUACUGGAGAGUGACGCCAUGUUCUUCAACGCCGCACGAGCUUUGAACAUGAUCAUGCGCCGUGACAUGGAUCGUUUCUCGAAGAUGAGUCUGGAUAACCCCGUGGAAAAGAAGCGUGACAACCUAGUCCUCCUCGCAUAUUGGAGUUGCUUGCAGCUUGAAAGUGAUAUUAUUGCGGAACUUGAACUUCCACGAUCGAGAUGUCUCGACUACGAGUACCUUAUGCCUUGGCCCAACAUGAAGCUGAUGGAGAACGACUUUUCUGUCAGAGUACGAGAGUCUUAUAUUGGACAGCUGUACUUGCGCAAGACGUUGAACACCAUCCACAACUUGCUCUACGACCCGAAGGAGCAACAUUUGUCGAUCCAUGCAAAGAUGAGCAAGGUACACACUUUGGAGGAACAGCUGAGAAGCAUGGCGUGGGUCUCGACAGACUUCCGCUUCGACGAGAAUGACCCGCCCGCAAACGACCUGAUCGACGCCAGAUUGCGUGCCAAAUACUGGGGCGCUCGAGUCAUUAUCUACCGGCCAUUUAUCAGAUUCGUUUUGGAGGUAUCAGACAGGUUGAAGCAACGAUCCGAUGGGUCCGACAUGCUUAACAAGGAGACGGUAGGACACAUUGGCGUCUUCACUCAACACGACGCAACCGCAUUUGUGGGGCAAGGGUCUCACGGGAUCCGUCGGCACGACGAGCUCGACUCGGAAGUCAAAGCCUAUGCCGAAAGAGGAAUCAAGGCGCUUAUCCAGAGUACUCAAGCCUUUCAUGGCGUUGACAACAAUCGACUUCUCGUCACCAACAUUUUCGGUACAGCUCAUGCGCAAUGGGGCAACCUUUUGAUUCUGGCAGCAGCGUUCCGGGAUCCGUACCUACAUCACCUCGUGCCGAGGGAGCUACUCAAGACCUUGUUCCGGCGGACCAUCAGCAUGCUCGACAAGCAUGCCCAGUCAUCCAGCUCCCUGACUAUUGACAUGCACAUUCUGCAACACAUUGAGAAGGAGCUCUUUGUUGAAAACCCGAGGGUCGGCUCCAGCAGCUUCGGCAGCACCAACAGCCACACUGGGCCGACGAUUCCCCCGCCUCCGCCACCCACGUCUGCGCCGUCGGCCCAUCAUCACCAUCACCAGGGCCCAAUGUCUAUGGCGUACGCUGUCGAACCUAAUCACCGCAGCGCGGACAACUCACCGAACCAGGGGCACCGCUUGUUGAGCAAUGGAUCGGGUCACGCGCCGAAUCACGGUCAGAGCUACCACGGACACCCUAUGCAGAUGUAA
Molecule: messenger RNA, 3591 nt
Organism: Colletotrichum orchidophilum
Lineage: Eukaryota; Fungi; Ascomycota; Sordariomycetes; Glomerellales; Glomerellaceae
Exons: 6
Coding region: 1-3591 (1196 amino acids)
Biological process (GO): regulation of DNA-templated transcription
Molecular function (GO): DNA-binding transcription factor activity, RNA polymerase II-specific; zinc ion binding
Source: RefSeq, a predicted model, not a curated record